GAAGACAAGCAAGAACCGGAAGACAAGCAAGAACCGGAAGACAAGCAAGAACCGGAAGACAAGCAAGAACCGGAAGACAAUCAAGAACCGGAAGACAAGCAAGAACCGGAAGACAAGCAAGAACCAGAAGACAAGCAAGAAGCAACGGAAGUCGACGAGAAGGACGAAGAAGCAGUCGAGAAGAAGCCCGAGGAAGUGAAGCAAGAGGAGGACGAAGACAAGGCAGACGAACGCGAAUCCGAAGCGAAGGAAAGCAGCGAAAAGGAACAAUUGGAGUCGGAGGAGCCCGCCGGAAAAAUCGAAGACCCCGACGACGAAGAGGAGAAGCAGAAGAAGGAGCAGUCCAAGGAAGAAGUGGAUGAAGAACAGUUCCCCAAGAAAGAAGGAGAAGAUGAAGAGGGAAAGGAUGGCGAAAUCGAGGAAGAGGAUAAGAAGAGCAAGGAAGAGGAAGACGAAAAAGAGGACAACGAGAAGAAUAAGAAGGACAAGGAAGAGGACGAUACGAGUAAGGAGGAAAAAGACAAGGAAGAAGAGGAGAAGAAAAAGAAUAAGGAGAAAGAGGAAGAGGAGAAGAAAAAGAAGGAAAAGGUCGACGAGGACGACAAGAAGAGGAAGGAAGAGGACGAUGACGAAAAGGACAAGAGCAAAGAGGAGGACAACGACGAUGACAAGAAGAAGCGAUUGAACGAAGACGUUUCCCCUCUCGAACAUCGAGGUGGACUCAUCGCGGAAGAAACCAUCGAAGAGGACGAACCCGCACCCGUCAACGAAAAUUCAGGUGUGUCGGUGAACGAACAGAUGGAGUUUUUCAACCACCUCCACGUGCACAACCUGUUCUUCGACGACUUUCUCCGCGACGUCCGCAACAGCCUCCAGGACAAGAAGAAGAUGCCUUUCGGCCUCAGACAUCGGUUCUCGGAGAUGGCGCUGGAGGAUGCCCUGAAGAGCGGCGUCGAGGAGGUCGAAAAGGACGGCGAGGAAGUGACCGACUUGGGCGAGAACGAGGCUCUCCUUCAAACCCUGGACGAUGUCGAGAAUCUUUUCUUCAGCAACGCAGCGAAAAAGGAGGAAAGUCCUUCUGAAGCGGAGGAUGACGAAGUGCAGAGUGGGGAAGAAGGACAGGAGGAGGCAGUAAAGGUAGAGGAGAAGGAAUCGCAAGAGGAGCCACAAGAGAAGAAGGAAUCGCAAGAAGAGAAGAAGGAAUCGCAAGACGAGAAGGACUCCCAAGUAGAGAAGGAAUCAUCGCAA
Messenger RNA from Darwinula stevensoni, 1248 nucleotides. NCBI's taxonomy places the organism in Eukaryota, Metazoa, Arthropoda, Ostracoda, Podocopida, Darwinulidae. The record is from the annotation of a GenBank genome assembly.